Messenger RNA from Rhipicephalus microplus (southern cattle tick), 703 nucleotides. RefSeq names its product dual specificity protein phosphatase 22. The record is from RefSeq and is a predicted model, not a curated record. Gene Ontology annotation, molecular function: protein tyrosine phosphatase activity. NCBI's taxonomy places the organism in Eukaryota, Metazoa, Arthropoda, Arachnida, Ixodida, Ixodidae. Gene Ontology annotation, cellular component: cytosol. Gene Ontology annotation, biological process: signal transduction; protein dephosphorylation.
AUGGGUAAUGGCAUGAACAAGGUGCUGCCGGGGGUGUACAUCGGCAACUUCCGAGACUCCAAAGACCCCGAGCAGCUACAGGCCAACAACAUCACUCACAUCAUAUCCAUCCACGACACGGCCAGGAAGCUGCACGAGGACAAGGAAUAUCUCUGCAUCCAGGCUUCAGACACCCCCGGCCAGAACCUGUCGCAGUUCUUCUCCCAGUCCAAUGACUUUAUUCACCACGCUCGAAUGGAAGGCGGCAACGUCCUUAUCCAUUGCCUCGCAGGAGUUUCCCGAAGCGUGACGAUCGCCGUAGCCUACGUGAUGUCCGUGACCAGCCUCAACUGGCGUGAAGCACUCAAAGCCGUGCGUGGAGCCCGGAGUAUCGCCAAUCCGAACUUCGGGUUCCAGAAACAACUGCACGAGUACGAGUGCAAGAAACUGCACGAGGAGCGCAAGAGGCUACGGCAGAAGUUCCCGCGCGAGAGCUUCUGUGAGGACGAGCAGGAGUGCCGCAAGCUGCUGGCGGCCUACCACAACUCGGUGCGGCCCUUGGAGCCCAGCCCAAGCAUAUGCCGGCGCACGCAGGGCUUGACGCCGCCUUCGUCUCCCCGAAGGCGCCGCCACCGCAGCCCGUCUCCGUCGGCAGGCCCCUCAACGAGCUACGCCAGGCCGCCCUGAGUGCGGUCCGGACACCCGAAGGGUGGUUGCAGCUCGC